Molecule: messenger RNA, 1161 nt
Organism: Penicillium antarcticum
Lineage: Eukaryota; Fungi; Ascomycota; Eurotiomycetes; Eurotiales; Aspergillaceae
Exons: 2
Coding region: 1-1161 (386 amino acids)
Source: RefSeq, a predicted model, not a curated record
AUGCGAGCACGCACAUGUCCACCCUUACUCAACGCAAUUUGUACAGUUGCAGCCAGACACCUGAGCCGAAUCAAAAAGUACUACGUCGGCAAUCAGGUGGUAUAUGGAGGGAAACCUCUCCCCAAACUAAACCCUGCCACGGCCAUUGAAUACCACAACCGAUGUAUAUCACAUUUCGUCUCUAUAUCCGAUCACCCACGGGAAGCCCAAGAUGAGAACCUCCUUGCAGCAGCAGUGAUCUUACGAUUCUACGAAGAAGUGGACAUUCCCUCAAUGGGCGAAGACACCGAAUCAGCCCUCCGCGGAAUCCAAAUUUUCCUCGACGCCCAAGCAAUCCCAGCAGUAUCAGGAACAGGCCUCCGCCAUGCCGCCUACUGGAUAGCCCUCCGACAAGAAAUAAUCACCUGUUUCUCGAAACAACGGCCCUUCCGCCUCCCCCUCGGACCCUGCGAUCCAUACCGCAGCUUCGAACCAGCAGACGACUACGUCUGGGCCGACAGACUAGUAAUCCACUGCGCAGACGUCCUCCAGUUCUGCUUCGGCUCCGAAGAAGUAGAACCCAACUCCCCAACCUCCUUCCACUACCACCCACCCUUCAACAAUACCCCCAGCCACCGCAGUCCCUCAACAACAGAAACAGAAACCCGCCUCGCCCACUACGACACCCUAGUAGCAUUUUCAACCCUCUGGAAAACCCUCGGCCCCCAAUCCUUCGAACCAAUCUACACCCGCGCUGCAGACCCAGCAACCGGCAAAAUCUUCCCAGAACUCUGGUAUCUGAAUAACUGCCACGUCGCCGGGCUCCAACAUCUAGAACUAGCGCAGAUCCUACUAGCGGUAUACAACCCACGCCUGCCACGGCUAGGGCUAGGCCAGCGCACAGCAAUGAGAUCAGUUGAUGAAGAGAUCCGCGCGAUUGUGCUUAGGCUUUGUGGAAUUGCCUUGUCUAAUUUACAUAGUCCGCCCGGCCUUGUCACUGCUAGUGUUGCUAUUGGGAUGUGUGGAGAUCGCUUUUCAAAGAAAGAGGAGCAGGUUGCGCUGCUUGGGGUUCUUGUUAUGCUUGAGGAUGAUUAUGGGUAUCGUACGUCUAGUAUGAGGGAGCAGCUGGGGUUGGCUUGGGGGUGGGAGGGGGAUGGGAUGGAGAUGGAGGUCGGAUUGUGA